Molecule: messenger RNA, 636 nt
Organism: Lactuca sativa (garden lettuce)
Lineage: Eukaryota; Viridiplantae; Streptophyta; Magnoliopsida; Asterales; Asteraceae
Source: RefSeq, a predicted model, not a curated record
AUGCUUGAGAAGGUUGCAUUUAAAGAUUCCAAAGUUGCCUUGACGUUGAUGGUUGAACGACCCAUGUUGACUCCAGAUCCUGAUGGAGAAUCCAUAGAUCAAAAAGAGUAUAGAUCGAUGAUCGGAUCCAUGAUGUAUCUGACUGCGAGCAGACCCGACAUCAUGUUCACAGUUUGUCAAUGUGCACGUUAUCAGGCUAAUCCUAAACUCUCUCAUUUAACUGUUGUCAAAAAAAAAUUUAGGUAUCUCAAAGGUAGCCCAAAACUUGGUCUUGGGUAUCCUAAAAAUCCUCAUUUUGAUUUAUAUGCAUUUGCUGACAACAAUUAUGGAGGUUGUGAACUUGACAGGAAAUCAACGUCAGGGGGAUGUCAAUUCCUAGGAGACCGUUUAGUGUCGUGGCAAUGCAAGAAACACCAAACUGUCUCAACCUCAAUAACUGAAGUUGAAUACGUUGUUGCCUUUGCCUGUUGCUCUCACGUUAUCUGGAUUCAACAUCAGCUGUUGGAUUACGGUUUGAAUUUUCUUGAAACCCCUAUCGUUUCUCUUGCAGCAGUGAUCCUUAGUAUCCUCCCGUCUGCGUCGGAGUUCUUUAUUAUUGGACAAUCCCUUUUGAUGUGUCCCGUCUCACCGCACUGA